Messenger RNA from Scylla paramamosain (green mud crab), 4008 nucleotides. RefSeq names its product cytochrome P450 6a2-like. The coding region runs from base 179 to 2320 and encodes 713 amino acids. NCBI's taxonomy places the organism in Eukaryota, Metazoa, Arthropoda, Malacostraca, Decapoda, Portunidae. The transcript is spliced from 10 exons. The record is from RefSeq and is a predicted model, not a curated record. Gene Ontology annotation, molecular function: monooxygenase activity; oxidoreductase activity, acting on paired donors, with incorporation or reduction of molecular oxygen; iron ion binding.
CCACCUGUGUGCGCUGACGUCACGGCGCCACAAUCUCGCGGGCACCUCCACGCCACACGCCACUCACCACACCACCUGCCCGGCCUGCCAUCACACAGUUGAGACUCGGCGGUGCGGAGGGAAGGUCAUCGCCUCCAAGUGAAGCUUUCCGUGACACAGUCUGCUUUCAGAAGUCGAGAUGGGAGGACACGUGACGGUGACGGAAGCAGCGCAGGCCAGGGUGGAGGGUGUGAUGGUGGCAGUGACGUGUGUGCUGGUGGUGUCAUGCUGCCUCCUGGUUUUGCGGUACCUCCGGCAGCGUCACAAGUACUGGCAGCAGCGUGGCGUGCCCUGCCCCCCUGCCCCGCUGCUGGUCGGCCACACCCUGUCACGCAUGGGGCUCACCAGGCCGUUCACCGAGUUUUUCGAUGAGCUGUACUACGACUACAACGGGCGGGACCUCUGCGGCUUCUACGACUUCCUCAAGCCGAGUCUGUUCGUGGGCAACCCGCAGCUUAUCAAGAAUAUUCUGGUGCAGGAUUUUCACAAUUUCGCAGACCGACGCACUUUUGAUCUCGCGAAGGUCAGCCCCGUUGCCAAUGACAUGCUGACUAACGCACGCGGAUCACACUGGCGGAGAGUGCGCAGUGCAGUGUCUCCAGCCUUCACCAAAACUCGAACCCGUCGACUCUAUCCACUUCUGCUCCAGCGCGCCAAACACCUCAUCCGCAUGGUCCACUCAGCCCAGCACGACUCGCCUACACCAAUACUCGCACCCACACCAGCGAGAGAGGAUCCCACAGGGUCUAUAACAGGAAAUGCAGGAGAUUUGGAAGACGCAGCACGCACAACAAGCACCACAGCUAGAGAUAAGAAUGUCAGCACCACAGCAAGGACAGCCAGCACCACACACGCCACCACGGCCACGCAGGAAGAGUCACAAGACUUGCACCACACUACCAUAUCUAUGCCACACGCGCCACAAGCUGACACAGGCACAGACGCAGACACACCACGCACUCAAAACAGUCACACAGCUACGCACACACUACCUCCGCACACACAGCACACGCAACACACUCACGCACACACUACAGACUUGGCGAGACGGAAAACAGACGCACAUAAGCUCGCAACACAAACACACGCAGAUACACACACAUCCAGCCCAGCCAGGAGAAGAAACACUAUCACGGACGAAAGAGAACGAAAACAAGGAGAAACGAGCGAAUAUUUAAAGGGAAAGGAUGGUAUUGAGGCGCGGCGGGUGUGCGGUCGCUACACCAUGGACGCCAUCGCCUCCUGCGCCUUCGGGUUGGAGUGUGAAUCUCUGGACAAGGAGGCCGCCCUGUUUCCCAUCAUGGCCGCCAAGGUGUUCCAGCUCUCCCCAAGCCGCGCCCUAAGGAUAAUGCUGCUGGCGAUAUGUCCUCGUGCGGCGGAGCUUGCGUGUGCAGCGGGAAUCCAGUUCACCAGCGAGGAGUUUCAGUUCUUCAUGAGAGUCUCCAAGCAUGCUCUGGCCUCGCGCCGCGCCUCGCACACCCCAAGGGGAGACUUCAUGGAUAUGCUCCUCGAGGCUUCCGCUGAUAGCAAGCAAGGUUUGAGUGACGACACCCUGGCGGCGCAGACUAUCCUCUUCCUGCUGGCGGGUUACGACAACACCGCCAACACACUGGCCAUGAGUCUCCACCUGCUGGCCCACCACGCGGCGGUGCGGGCCAGGCUAAGGCGGGAGGUGGCGCGCGCUCUGCUCAGGAGCGAAGGUCAGCUGACAUACGACCAGAUCACGGAGCUGCCCUACCUGGACGCCGUGGUGAGUGAGACGCUGAGGCUGUAUCCCGCGGCGCCCGUCAUCGAGAGGGUGUGCACGGCGGCCUACAGACUAGGCGACGUAGAGGUGCCAGUGGGAACAGCUGUUAUCAUGCCUGUGUGGAGUUUGCACCGCGACCCCGCCCACUGGCCACGCCCGCAGACUUUCACGCCAGAGAGGUUCCUGGACGACGCCCGCAAAACACACACCCCUUUCACCUACCUUCCCUUCGGUGACGGACCGCGCGCGUGUGUGGGUAUUCGCUUUGCCCAAGUGGCGGUGAAGGCGGGGCUGGUGACUCUACUCUCCGGGGCUGACAUACUGCCUAACCCCGCGUCGCCCUACCCAGCUGUCCUCGACCCUCGCAUCCUGACGCUACAGCCGAAGGGAGGGCUCUACAUCAACUUCAAGCCCACGCCCCUGCCCGUCCUGCUGCGUGGAGAGAUGGAGGAGCACCCGCCUGUAAGCCCUCAGGAUGUGGCGGUAACGGAGGAUCUCCAGCGGUUGCUUUCCGAGUGCCACAGUGACGAGUGAUGAGUGUGGUGAGGUAUAGUGGUUGUGCUUGGCUAAGAGGCGACGCAGGGUUGGAGUGUGGCCAGUAUUCAGAAACGCUUUGGUCUCUAUCUCACCACGACUAUUUUCAAAGGCCACAGAGAUGAUUACCUGGGUUCUCAAGAGUGUUUCUCGUGUUAAUAAUAUAGAAAUCUUGUAAAUCUGUCACCAGACCCGUAAAAACAUCCUCAAUAACCCGUACCACUUCAACUAGAGCCUUUUGAAAGUAGUAGAGGUGCGGCGCGGGAGUGUUUCAGAAUAUGGUCCUAUGUCAGACCAUGUGUUUUGUUGAAUGAUGUGAUAAUUCGUCAUUUCUCGAGGCCACCGGUACCUCGCAGGACUAAGAGGCGACGCACGUGUAGAAUAUAUGAGAUAAUGUGUUCUGUGGACUGCUGUGAAGCCUCCUCCUUUCUCGAGGCCACCUGCAUCUCGUCCGCUGAGUAUACUUAGCUUUGUCAACGAUAAAAGACGGCCGUCUGAGUGCAAAUAUGAUGGCUCUGUGUGUUGAUUUUCUUGCUGUUGUGUGUGUGUGUGUGUGUGUGUGUGUGUGUGUUGAUAACUUUUUCUUUUUCUUUCCUUAUCCUAUAUUUUUUUUAUUUAAAGAAGGAUUCUGGCCAAGGACAACACUACUGGGAAGAUAAAAAAAAGGCGAACUGAAGGUACCAGUCCGCCAGUCCCUUUAGAAUACAGUAGGAAAGCAAGUCCAAAAAAAAAAGAAAAAAAAAACUUGAUUGUUAAGCGUCUGUCUGUCAUGCAAGUCCAGGGUGUGUGUUUAUUUAAUACUACGAUGGUUCUGUGCGUCACGUUUCGUCCUGUGUUUGCUGCCACGCUUUCACCAACAUUUUUAAGCCAUCCACAGUUUACUUAGGCGAAACAUUACUUUGGAAGAGGACAAGAGUGUGGAAGAGGACAAAAAGUGAGGAAUUACUUGAGAGGGGAAUAAGAGUGUGGAAGAGGACAAAACCGUGGAAUUAACUGGGAGGAGGAUAAGAGUGUGGAAGAGGACAAAAAGUGAGAAAUUACUUGAGAGGGGAACAAGAGUGUGGAAGGGGAAAAAAUGUGGAAUUACUUGGGAGGAGAAGGAAAGUGUAUGCUUACUUGUACUGAGGACCUUGCAUGGUGGUGAGGUGAGCUAAUGAACGCCACUCUUGUUGUAGAUUUAAGUUCAAAGGUCUUACAUUACAUUCAUUUGUCUCAGGUGUGUUAUUAUUACUUUAUUUGAUUACUACUACUACUACUACUACUACUACUACUACUGUUGCUACUACUACUACUACUACUACUACUACUACUACUACUACUACUACUACUAUUGCUAUCAUACGAGUACAUAUUAGUCUUAACCAACGUCAUCAUCAACGAGGGGAUGACAUGUUUCCGGUGCUAUCUUUGUACAAGUUCGCUACUUUGUUAACAGACAGACAGAUAUUCGCCGCUUCAGUCAGGCGGACCUGUAGGCGAUGUCUGGUACUAACUAUACGUCAUCUUGUUUUUUCUUUAUGUUUUCAAUCACCUCAUUGUCCGUCGGUUAAGUUGAACGUAUCGUUUAGACUAUCAGGGGAAGGUUGAGAGAGAGAGAGGGUGGGAAGGGUAUGCAAGUUGCAGCAAAAUAGUGUUACUCAGACUGUCAUCUUGUCCCUGUUGUUUGUAAUAUAAAUCCACGAAUGACU